Messenger RNA from Ceutorhynchus assimilis (cabbage seed weevil), 1458 nucleotides. Lineage: Eukaryota; Metazoa; Arthropoda; Insecta; Coleoptera; Curculionidae. The record is from the annotation of a GenBank genome assembly.
GACUAGUCUCCCACUAGUCUCUUCCACCUUUUUCUGGGUGACGGCAGUGAGCGGCCAUAUUUUACGACCCAAGCAACAACUGAACCACAACAAAUAUGUCAAUGUUCUCGUCCCUACUACCCAAGGCCUGGUGCCAGCAAGCAGAAGAAACCCCAAUCACUCCAAAAGUAGAACAACUGGGUCUGGUUCAGUCCUUGGUCGCUCCAAGAAAAAUCGCCGCCGCCGCCAUAGCCGAAGGUGACAGCUGCGAAUUUGCUUCAUUACACUAUUUCGCUCUUUGCGGUCUAGGAGGUAUUUUGUCUUGUGGUAUCACUCACACAGCGGUAGUACCCCUGGAUCUUGUCAAAUGCCGUAUCCAAGUAGACCCUGCCAAAUAUAAAUCUGUAUUCAAUGGCUUUAGAGUAACUUUACAAGAAGAUGGAGCUAGAGGAUUGGCCAAGGGUUGGGCACCAACCUUCUUUGGGUACUCCGCACAAGGUUUGUGCAAGUUUGGUCUCUAUGAAGUUUUCAAAGUAAUUUAUGGUGACAUGAUUGGUGAAGAAAACUCUUUCUUGUACCGUACCUGGUUGUACCUAGGAGCAUCAGCUUCAGCUGAAUUCUUCGCCGAUAUCGCCUUGUCUCCCAUGGAGGCUGCAAAAGUCAAAAUUCAAACCACUCCCGGUUUCGCCAACACUUUGAGAGAGGCCUGGCCCAAAAUCUACGCCGAAGAAGGUGUCAACGGUUUCUACAAAUCUCUAGUUCCCCUAUGGAUGAGACAAAUCCCUUACACUAUGAUGAAGUUUGCCUGCUUUGAACGUACAGUUGAAUUGUUGUACAAAUAUGUUGUACCCAAACCUAGGGCUGAUUGUACUAAACCUGAACAGUUGGUAGUCACAUUUGCUGCUGGUUACAUUGCCGGUAUAUUCUGUGCUAUUGUUUCGCAUCCUGCUGAUACUGUUGUCAGUAAAUUGAAUCAAGAAAAGGGUACAACUGCAUUGGGUGCAGCUAAAAAACUAGGUAUGGCCGGUUUAUGGAAAGGUCUCAUGCCGAGAAUAGUGAUGAUCGGUACUCUCACCGCUCUCCAAUGGUUCAUCUACGACGCUUUCAAGGUAGCCAUGCGCAUGCCCAGACCGCCACCACCAGAAAUGCCCGAAUCGCUCAAGAAGAAGUUAGCAGCCGAAGGCAAAACAGCUUAAGUUGGCGAUAAUUUAAUUCUAGUUAAACAAUUAUUUAACUUAUUGAUUUACACAAGAAGCUAAACUAUUCCAUUCUUUUAAGCGUGGAUUGGGUAUUUUAAUUUAUGCCUUAAAAUCGAGCAGUAUUUUAAGUUAUUAAUUACCAAGUAGAUGAAACAAAAAAACCAUGUGAAGAGAUACUCAAAAGGAUUUUAUUUUUAAAUUGUUGUCUUUUUUUUUCUGUUUUUAGAUUGUACAUAGGAACAAAUAAUAUAUUAGGCGGAUCUAAUCCAUCCUGAAAAUU